AGGAAAAGAGUAGCACGAACCGACUAACAAAUUAAAAAGAAACAAAGAAGCAUCGUGACUCGUAAAAUCGCGAUAGAAGCGUCCGAGUAAAAACGAUCCGAGUCCAAGCCCGUAAACCAACGACGCUAAGGUGACUAACGAACGAUUCUCCAAUCUGACUAAUCGACAAAAUUUACCCACUAAACGUUUACGAAAGCAAAUUAGAGGAAUAAGCAAGAGGCUGUAAGAGGAAUAAAUCGCUUAACUGCCCGGCAGUGAUAAAACCAUCGCUGGAAGGAAGAAGGACGCGUAACGACGUCGUUAAGAAGGCUGAAGAAAAAGGGCGGCCUUGGCGUGCACAAGCUUUGCCACUGUGGCCGUAAUUUCUCGCGCUUUGUACGAAAGGGGAAUCGCGCCUGGUUCCGCGAACCUCCGUCGCGAAUUCCCUUCUCCGGUGAGUCCCCUUCGAACGCGGAUUAUUUUUGCCGGUGGCGGCAGUGUCGCGCGGACACGAUGCCGGUCGAAAGUCAAAACACGGGGACCCACCCUAUAUCAAACGUUUAAUUGGGUGCUACGUCGCCGGACAGGAAUGCGAACGUCGGUAUAAAUUUAAUGAGACUCGCCUGACUCCUCCCGUUACCCGUUGUCCGCGUGUAAAACGCGAAUGAUUUUUAAUUUAACGCCGCACCCGCCCAAUUUGUCUGCCUGGGGCAACGUGUACGAGCAGCGAAGUCUUCGAUCGAGGGUGAAACGACACGACGAGAAGGUACGAGUUCCUUGAAAUAAAAACGAAUAUGUUUCGAAACGAAACGAAAAUAUGAAGGCAGUCGAUCGCGAUUGUUUCCCACUCGGACGCGAUUUUUUAUUUAACGCAACAGCCGCGCAAUCUGUCUUCGUAAAGAGCGAAAUCUUUGACGAAAUCCGAGAUGAUACGACGGGCGACCGAUGGUCAGCUGAAAAAUACGAGCUGCGAAAAGCUGCGAGUUGAUAAGUUUGCGAGGAUCGUUUGCUUCUUCGCAAUUGCUCGUAUCGCUCUUUAGUAUCAUUCAUUCCCCUUCGAGUAUAUAAAAGAUAAUAUUUGGUGGUUGGAAGGAGGACAGAGGCACUAACGCACUAAUGAAUGCUAAUGGGUUUCGAGCUAUUUCGAUGGAGUUGGUCUGCUUCCUGCUGCGGAGAGAUGAGUAGGCGACAGUCGACCAGACCACUAUCCGUCUUGUUUCUAUACGAUUUUAGUUUUCCAAUUGCACGGAUUUCUGGAAGAUGCGUCACGUCUGAUUAACGACGCCCUCAUACUUGGAAUACGGUCCUUCUCUAGCGUACCACGACCUCCCGUCGAUCCGCUCUGAAUCACCCCUUUCGCUCUCGAUAUAGAUACGAGAGGCAGUUAUGUAAGCGAACUAACCCUUUAUUUCGUCCGAAGAACCAAUCUGUUUGUGAUAUCUGUUUACGGUAUUAACGAAAAGUGUCAGAAAAAUCUGUCGACAGGUUAAUUUAUCGAAUAACAUACAUAGAGAAAGAAGAAUGUGCGAAAUAUUUAGUUUCAUGAUAGAAGAUAGAGGUUCAUUUUGGAAGUUCGAUAGGAGCAAAGAAUUCGUGGGAAGAAUGCGAGAAAAGACACGAAACGCGGCGCUUCAGGGUCGAAAAGCCCCGGAGAACAAGUAGAAAAUAAUACACGGAUUAAUUUGAAGCAAGCUGCAGCGAGUCUCUUUGUCAGCGAGUUCUUUCGAGUCAGACGGCGUUCUCCAUGCCAGUCCAUCGACUCUUUUUUCCCUUGUGCUUGAGUCACCACACCGUAGCACUCGGGAACGCGGCACUUCAAAAAUCGAAGAAACGAAAAGCGAGUAACUUAAUGGCGUCAGUAACGCCGCGUUUCUCCGCGACUUCGUGUUCUCCACGUGCGCUUUUGGUCAGAUCUUCGUUGUUGCCUGGUCGUCUUUAUCCGACAGCGAUAAUUCUUUCCGCUAAGAAAUUUACGGUCCGGCUCUUGUCAACGAUUUUUAUCGGCUAUGUAAGCGCCGGUGUCGUCCCCCUGUUAUUCUUUUACUUUUCACACCCUUUUCCUUCAGUCUGCCUUUUCGAGCUUGCAAACCGGGAAAUUAAGCCACGGAACGAAGAAGCACGGUUUGCCGAUAAAUUAUCAGUUGCUGGUGUCUGAAUUUGAUCUUUCUUUCGUACUAAAAAACCUCUACUUCUACCACUUACUUGUAGUAAGGUUUUCGCUUUCGUGUUUGUAGGAAAGAUUCUUUGUCGUCCAGAGACAUCGUAUCUCAUAUCUGUAAUUACGUUUAUGAGUUUCGUAUCCGAUUAUCGCUACCUCUAAUCGCCGAACUAAGCAAAAACGCUGGCGACUACACGGACAAGGUUGUCAAAGAAGGACAGAAUCUAAGAUCGAAAGGACUUGUAGCAAUCGUUGAGAAAAGAAAAGAAGCUACAAAAUCGAUACGGAUGUUGAAAGCGAUACUUUCGCUGUAAAAUGUAAAUUUUCAUCAAAGCGUCCUCUGUAAGGACGCUUGAACGAGUAUAAUUCGACUCGUCGACCUGAAUUACGCUUACGAACGUAACAAUUUGCAAUGGGAAGGGGACACCUUCUUGCGACAGAGGAAAUAAAGUCUGCUCUGUUAAACGCGUGUUCUUAAAUUUCUUUGAUUACCGAAUCUAGAUGAGUAUAAAUAAUAAAUUCCAAGAUCACGAGACAAGAUCGAGACGUUAAAGCACACGACUGCUGAGAGAUCGAUCGAGACCGAAAGUUUUCGUAAAACUUGGAAUCGUAGCGUAAUCAGAGGAAAAGUAGGAAGCGUUUGGAAGAAAAUCAGAAGCACGGGAUGGCAUUCGUAGGAUCGUGUUCAUCGUCGACCUCGAAGCGUAUCGCAUUGGCUAACUGUCGGUGUACGACGAACCGAAGAGUUAGUAUUCGUUCGUCGACGAACAACGACGUCACGGUUCUAUUCCUGGCCGCGUGGACGCAGCGAUAUCUUUAGAGCAACCAUCGGUAGUACAGUCCGUUUCCGAGCUUUCCUUCCUACGGGACCGAACGUUUUGCCAAAAGAUGAACGAAGACGACAAGGAUGAUUCGUUUCGACCGAUUAUUUCGUCGUCUGGGCGUUCGAUAGCCUGUGACAUCAUCGUUUCGCUAAAUCGAAACAGGAGAUGCAUCGUCCGAGAUGGAUACGUCGUCCGAGGAUCUAACGUUUGUUAAAUUAACGUCGAAUAUUAUUUCGGAGACGUUCUACUAACUUAACGUCUCCUCGGAACUUAUAGAAACAUUGAAACAUUAAAAAGCUGGAUACAUUCGCAUAGGUGAAAAAUAAGGCACGAGUCGUAAGAAAGAUGCGAACAGAAUAGUUUUAUAUUAAUUCUUCGAAUUAAUUUACAACGAGAGUAAUUUAUACGGAGGCUAGGAUCAAAGGAAAGCUUAAGGUAUCCCGAUGAGGCAAGUUGUAUGUCACUGUCUGGGCAGAAUGAGUGCCGUGAUUCGAACGGAAUCCAUUCGUUUGUCUGUCCCCGGGACGGAGAAGACAGCGCGGAUUCCGGAAGCAGAGUGACCGAACUUUCGAAUUGAUGUAUCUCUAAAUAAAGCGAGCACGACUUUGGUUGUACCGUCGAUUGAAGUCGGUAGCCUGUGUCUAGAGUCUACAUUGAACUAUCUGUUGGUCUUGGAGCCGGGCCAAUCGCGAUAGAAAAGGUAGGGGUGAGAAUAAGAUUAAUGCCGCGCAGCCGUCUCUAAUGUACAAAAUAAUCGUAAUUAAAGAGGAAUUUGGUAAAAAGGAAAAUACGAAUAUCGAGUAUCUCACGUUGGAACGAUAUAAGAGAAAAGAAACGACAACGAGAAGAAAGUUCUCCGAUAGACUCGUCCGUAAGACGAAAGAACAUAGAAGAAUAUCUUUUUUCUUUUUUCUCUUUUCGAUGUGAUUCGGUCGGACUGAAAUAUUGACCUGGAAAAUGGAUAACUUCUAUUGAAAGUGGCACUACGCCAAACACAAUAAUCUUAAACGAACGGUGCCAUGUUGUGUGGCAUCUUUGUUUGCGAUUGCACGUAAACGCGUGAACAGUAUCGUAGUCUACGACUAUUUAUUGGGCAAAGUUUAUUUGCACAGCGGACGUUGCAACUUAAAAUCGCACGCGCCGACACCGUUCUCCAGACGGGAGUUGUACGACCGCUGCGGCCGUUUGUUUGAACUGGCAAAAUUAGUGAACUUUCGGGUCGCUAACUGUUACGACUGUUACGACGUUCGGGAACGAUGAAAACGCCUGAAUGUCGCCAAUGGUUCCCCUUCGCUGCCAGAACUUUGCUGCUUAACCGAUCAAAUUCUGUCGACUUUGUCCGUAAAUUUUCCGCCGAUUAACAUCGACCAAAACAUGUACCAUAAAACACUACGAUGAUUAAGAUAAAACCAUUAGUCAACGAAACACACGCUCAGAUACAAACGACGGAGUAACGUUGGAUCGUUCGAUAAUCUCUGAAAGAAAUUCUAGUAAGCAAAUAUACGCAAGAUAUGGGGGUUAAUCGUAGAUAUCGCGACUGAACGAAGAUGUAAGCGAAACCGAACAUCGUCACGAUCAAACGAUUAUUCCGUAUUAAUACUAUCUACGAUCUUUCUAACUUUGAUCGUAAUUGUUGAUCGUAAAUUUCGGCAAUUGCCACUUGAUUUUACCUUCGAAAUUCGAACUAGUAAAACAACGGAUGAUACUUUUUAUGGGAUGGCCUGGUACGAAAAGAUUCGACGCGAAAUUUAAUUAUAACACGCAUGACUCACGAAAUAUAUACCUUUCGUCGAAAUUAGACUGAUAUGAAAAAUGUGAGAUAUAAAAAGUCUAUAAUGAACCAUCGAUUCAAAAAUAAAAUCACCGCUGGAAAAUAAGAGGUGAACGCGCUAUGGCCCGAUACCUUACGACGUAUAAAAAGGAUUACACGUGGCCCUCGACCAGGUACAAACGCAAGAUAACUUCGCUAAGCGAAUAUGCUUCUUGUAAAUGCCACGAUCGUCCACGAGAGAUAAAGCCGCUGGUACGUUGCGGGGACGAUUACGACUGGAGUCGCACGGGUCCCAUGGGGCGGCUUCUGGACCCGAAGCUUUAUCCUGCAAAAACGGGACCGCAUCCGGAAACCGAAGCCACGAGAUUCGAUCAACCAGCCACGUACAUGAGAAAGUUGGAAGAGAAACAUCCUAAUCUCUAUGGAGUUCUACAGAGUACUCCUAUCGACGAAGUAAUUAAACGCGUUGACGAAGAUCGACUGAAGACAACAUACCAGUUGGAUUAUUCCGACAAAGCCGCGCCAAUGGAGGAUAUCUCUACGGGGGCUCUCUGUGGUAUCAGACAAGAAGAAACAAAGGACAUAGACUGUCGACCCUCUACUCGAGCUAAGCUAUCGAAAGUAUCUAGUGGAGAUGACAGAGACAAAAUAGGAAAGAGGCGGUCGAAGAGAGUGGCCGGGGCUGAAGACGAAUCGCAGGAAACGCGAUUACUUCCGUGGCGAUCGGAAUACCAAGAUACUAUCAGUAAACUAGGUCAAUCGAUUCUAAAAUACAACAUUCAUCAAAAACACGAUAGUGCACCAGCUUGGGCGGCAGCUGCCUUGUAGAAAUUAAUUGUAUCGCUGUGUUCAAUAAACGAUAUUCCAUCCGGAUCCAAUUCUCGAAUACGUUUAACGCGAUCGCCAGAAAAUACUCGCGAAAAUUAAUUUAUUUCCAUUUUUUCACUCCUAUUGCCGAUACGUGUA
Messenger RNA from Bombus impatiens (common eastern bumble bee), 5698 nucleotides. RefSeq lists its product as uncharacterized. Lineage: Eukaryota; Metazoa; Arthropoda; Insecta; Hymenoptera; Apidae. The record is from RefSeq and is a predicted model, not a curated record. Bases 4853 to 5560 code for a protein of 235 amino acids. The transcript is spliced from 3 exons.